This is a messenger RNA of Dictyostelium discoideum AX4, 309 nucleotides long. RefSeq lists its product as hypothetical. The record is from RefSeq and is a predicted model, not a curated record. NCBI's taxonomy places the organism in Eukaryota, Evosea, Eumycetozoa, Dictyosteliales, Dictyosteliaceae. Bases 1 to 309 code for a protein of 102 amino acids. The transcript is spliced from 2 exons.
AUGAAUGCUCAAAGAAGUUUGAUUUUAACAGGGGAUUUAACUGGAGACCUCGAAAAUUUCCCAGUUAUUAAAAAAGAAUGUACUGAAGACUGCAAAAAAAUGAUGAUUGAAAUUGUUGAAAAAACAUUAAGAGAUUUUACUACCAUAGCCACAAAUUACUUUAAAGAUGCUAAAAUUGGAAUAAAAAGAAAGGAUGAAUGUGAUGAAGACGUAGAAAAAGCGAUGAAUGUUAAAAGAAUAAAUGGAAAGGUAGUUCAUUUAAAUAACCAAGAGAAUGAUAACAAAUUAGAAUCUUCAACCAAUAAAUAA